CGAUUCGUGGUCGAUCAUAUUCCAAUUAUCAAGUACCGGAGGAACCAGUUAGCAAGAGUUUGCGGAAUUCUAAAAGUCAAGACACUUACGUGUUAUUUGGAACAUCCGUUUCUCGUAAAAUCAUGAAAAUCAUCUGCUAAGAUUUACGCAGUUCGGAGUUUGUUUUCAGGCAUUGUGCCAAUAUUUACAAGUGUGUACAGUGAUAAUUCAGUACUUUUGGACAGUCUCCUAGAAUAUUUCGGUGCCUGUUGAGAUGAGCACUGCCAAAGAGCAGCCAGGGCCUUCAAGACCUUCGGGAUCCGCCAAAGAAGAAAAAGAGAGGGAUGAGCGUAUGUUUGAGUGUAAUAUAUGCCUGGAUACAGCCAAAGAUGCGGUAGUCAGCAUGUGUGGACAUUUGUUUUGCUGGCCAUGCCUUUACCAAUGGCUAGAAACUCGGCCCUCAAGACAACUUUGUCCUGUCUGCAAAGCUGCCAUCAGUAAAGAAAAAGUAAUACCACUAUAUGGGCGUGGAAUUACCAAACAAGAAGAUCCAAGAAACAAUGUACCUCCACGCCCAGCUGGUCAAAGGUCGGAACCCGAAGCUAAUGCAGGAUUUUCCGGAUUUGGAUUUGGAGAAGGCGGAUUUCACAUGUCCUUUGGUAUUGGUGCUUUUCCUUUUGGUUUCUUCACAUCAACCUUCAAUGUUGGAGAAAGAAGACCAGGAGCAGCUCCUCGCGGCACUCCUCAAUUCGAAGAAGAGCAAUUCUUAUCCAAAGUGUUCCUAUGGGUGGCAUUACUUUUCAUCUGUUGGCUACUAAUGGCAUAACAUUACUCGUGAAUCCAGGCCCCACAGUUGUAACGAAACUCAAAUACCUGAUCACCUUUUUCUCUUUUAUUGAUAAAUGAGCCUCAGUACGCCCUUUUUUAACAAAUAAUUUUCAUCAAUCUUAUUGUGAUGAUACCUGCGUGGAUAUGUUGGUGAAUUUUCUUUCAUAUCCAUUGAAUCAAUACCAAAAGUAAAAAAUCACCUUUGGUAUUUAAAAAAUUUUUUCGCACCAAAAUUUUCUAACCUUAUGCAAAUGAAAUAACCAAUAUUGAUAGUGGAGUUCUGAGUAGCUCAGUAGCAUAUUGAAAACGAGGAAUCAAUGUAGGGACCCAAAAUACAUUGUGACACACACAUAUCCGUGCAGGUGAUACUUUUACUUGGUUUUGGAAACUUUACUAAUCACAUGUGUACAUAUAUGUAUGAUGCGUAGGUUUUAAGAAAUGUCUACUUUAUUAGAACGUUUAAAUAUUUUGAGAUAUAUAAGUCAAAGAGAAAUUGGAAUCCCGUUUCCUUUACUGUUGUAAAAUUGUUGCGGUUUUCCCGAAUCAUAGAUUUCAAAUUUGUAUAUAAUUUAAUUCUUAAGCUAGGUUUAAAAAAUUCCAAUACAAGAGUAGUGCGUGUCUGCAAAAGUAAAUGUAGAUGCAUGUUGAUAAUAUCAAAAUGUACUAUAUCUAACACAUACGUAGGUGAAUAAUAUCCGUAUUGUCUCAUCUGGAUAACUAAGUUGUCCAUAAAUAAUCGAUGUAGUUAUAAGCAACCUCUCAACAUUAUUUCAACGAUCACCGCUUUACGUUUGUAUGAAAUUCUUGGUAGUAACUGAAGACAGAUCGGAAGGGCGGAUACGUGUAUAAACGUAGAAAAAUCACACAGUAGUGAACGAAACUGCCAUGUGAUAUUUGCAAUCACAACUCUUUCUGUGAAUUUUUGUAUCCACACAAUUUAAUAACGUAUUAGAUCAAUGACGACAUUCAUGUCUGAAAAACACAUCUACUGUUGUCAAAUGAUCAAAACGUUCGAUGCUAAAUCUGAAUAAAUGAAAUAAUAUUUUAUUUACCUGGGUAAGUUCUGAUUAUAAUUAUUAUUAAUCGACACAUUCCAUGUUCAUAAAACUCAGCAAACUGAGACAAUUUUUAAUACCAAUUACAAAAAAUUGACUGGAUGUAUAAAUGUGAAGAUUCAACUGUUACCACAUGUAUUUUUACUGGAUAUUUCAAACAUCACAGUGAAAUUACUUGUAGACAUACUAACAUAUUCUCAGAUUUCAAAUUUUUAUGACAUUGUAACGGUGAAAAUUCAAACAAUAAACGACCUUAAAUAAA
This is a messenger RNA of Athalia rosae (coleseed sawfly), 2124 nucleotides long. RefSeq names its product E3 ubiquitin-protein ligase RNF185-like. Gene Ontology annotation, biological process: ubiquitin-dependent protein catabolic process. The transcript has 5 exons. The coding region runs from base 254 to 805 and encodes 183 amino acids. The record is from RefSeq and is a predicted model, not a curated record. Gene Ontology annotation, cellular component: endoplasmic reticulum. Gene Ontology annotation, molecular function: ubiquitin-like protein conjugating enzyme binding; metal ion binding; ubiquitin protein ligase activity. Lineage: Eukaryota; Metazoa; Arthropoda; Insecta; Hymenoptera; Athaliidae.